Xenopus laevis (African clawed frog) is the source of this 942-nucleotide messenger RNA. Its product is annotated as olfactory receptor 1G1. Bases 1 to 942 code for a protein of 313 amino acids. The transcript has a single exon. Lineage: Eukaryota; Metazoa; Chordata; Amphibia; Anura; Pipidae. The record is from RefSeq and is a predicted model, not a curated record.
AUGAACAAUCACACAUCUGACACAGACUUCUAUAUCUCUGGAUUUUCUAGUUCUUCUGGUAAGCAGCCUCUUUCCGUUUUCUUAUUUCUGUUGAUUUAUCUGAUUGGUUUGGUGGGAAACCUAGUUUUAAUUUUGGUGACCUUCUUGGAAAGUCAACUGAACACUCCCAUGUACUUCUUCCUUCGCAAUCUUUCCUUUGUAGAUAUCUGUUACACCUCAGUCACUCUCCCAAAGCUGAUAGAUAUUUUCCUUACUGGAAAUAAUAUAAUGCCCUUUAUUCCAUGCUUUGCUCAGCUACAUUUCUUCACAACUACUGGAUGCGCUGAAGUUUUCUUACUGACUUCCAUGGCAUAUGAUCGAUAUAUUGCUAUAUGCAAUCCCUUAUGUUACUUCCUAAUAAUGAAUAACAGAAGAUGCACUCAGCUUGUAUUGGGUAGCUGGGUGUUUGGUCUUUCUAAUGCAUUUCUCAUCACUAUAUUUGCAUCCCAAUUAUCCUACUGUGGCUCUAAAAAAAUUCAGCAGCUUUUCUGUGAUGUUAAAUCAUUGUUAAAAAUUGCUUGCUCUGAUACUGCAGGGGUGCAAAUUAUUGUAUAUUUGCAAGUCUUGUUUGCAGGACUCUGUCCUUUCUUGCUAAGUGUGAUCUCUUACAUUGGAAUUAUAAAGAGCAUCCUAAAGGUCCAGUCAGCAGGUGGGAGGAAGAAGACCUUCUCAACAUGUACAUCCCAUCUCACUGUGCUUCUGUUGUUCUAUGGAACUAUCUUUUGCAUGUAUAUCAGACCUCCCUCAGAACACUCAGAGGAACUGGACCAGUUUUUCUCAAUUCUGUAUGUUGCUGUGACUCCCAUGUUAAAUCCACUAAUCUACAGUCUGAGAAAUCAAGAAGUAAAGAAGGUUUUGAAAAGAUUUAUUAUAAUCAAGAGUCAUCAUAGGUCUCUCACUUAA